Molecule: messenger RNA, 1423 nt
Organism: Vitrella brassicaformis
Lineage: Eukaryota; Vitrellaceae
Source: the annotation of a GenBank genome assembly
CUUUAGAUAAACGUAAUGUGUCCGUCCGUCCAGCGAUAUAUGCAAGCAGCCAUGCCAUGCCGUGCUGUUCAUCAAUGUGUACGUGUGGGUGGAUAGGAUCCGCCAGUCGAGCAGCCAGACGCACGCACACCUUUCCAAAAGAAAGAAAAAACCGAGUCGAUUGCAGCAGUGAGACAGAAAGACGGACAGACAGACGGACAGGCAGAGACGGACAGGCGGAUGAAAUUAAAACCAACAGGGUGUGCAUCCCACAAAAGAAAAGGGAUAGCUGAAGCAAGCCAGUCGGUCGGUCGGUCGGUCGGUCGCCCUCCCGCCCCUGCCCGUCCUAGUCCGCGUCGUGACGCCAAGCGAGGUGUUCGCCAUACGGCGACUUGGCUAUGUCGGCCACCUACAGCAAGCAACAUAACAUGAUCGACGAGUCAGUGGAUUGCACGCAUCCCUGAUGGACCGCUGCAGGCGUCAUUUACCUUGCAGCGUCCUGGAUGUUUCAAAGUCUCCUUCACUUCAAGGAGAUUCACCUGGAAGUAGCAGCUGGUGCCUUGGAUGCAGUGGGCGUGAUCCUCGCACAUCUCUGCAGGCAAUGUUCAGACAAAGACAUAUCAGAUGAUCAUAAUGGAUACAUCAUCUGGCGACUCCCACCCUUUCCGUCUCUCGUCUCAGCCGUGUAGACCGUCAGUACGGACUCGUCACCGUAAGCUGCAAUACAGCAUCGCGCGACGGCCGUGCCAUUCAUUCACUGGUCGAGAGAGCCCGUUGUUACCUUCGUGGCCUGGGAAGAAGACCUGACGGACGUCGUGCUGCUUUCCCUUUAUGUAAAAGAUUCGCUUGAGGUAUCCGUAAGUUGCGAAAAGUCGUUCUUCUUGGUCUGGGAUCAGAUCUGCGUCUUCUGCUCGAUACGCUAUCGACUGAUCAACCUGAUAGACACAGAUCCACAUACAUAAACACGAUGCCACGCGUCCACUUCUGCAUCAAACCUUGGUUCUGACGGUCUGCAGAAGACACCCACAACAGUAAGUAGCCUUGUGUGCACAGUUGCUGUGCAAUGUCCUGCCUAAUAGCUCACUGCUCACCGUGUCAGGUGCCGUGCAGUAUUUGCCAGCCUUCUGACCCUCGUAGUUGAAGUCUUGCAGUGUCCCCUCGAUGCACUUGGUCGAAGUUUCCGCGGUCGAGUGGCAGUGGCCAUAGCCUUGAUAAACAGGCGACAUGAGAGGUCGCUCCUGUGCUGGUGUAUUGCUUAUACAUAUACCCUGCUCCUACCUGUCACAUCGAGGGGACGUGUCUCGAAGUAGUCCUCAAGCAUGGAGGGCAGCUGGCCUCCAUGCUUGAGCUGGCCUCCAUGCUUGAGUUUCACCGACUCGAUGGCACAAAAGUGGCCGCCGCCGCACUGCGAGCAGGGAACGCCCAUGUACACUUGUAUGACCAU